AUGGCUGAUCAAGCCCAAAAACGAACCUAUGCUCCUCUGCAACAGCUAACGCGCGUUGAAAGUGAAAUAACAAACGUUGGAAAACAUUUUAAAAGCUCAAAAAAGCGCUUCAGAUGGACUUUCAAUUUUAACUCAAAAGCUUAUGAUAUCAUACUUUUCUCAAGCAAGUAUUCUGGAAGAAGGACCUUGAUUAUCAAUGGGAAUAAAGAAAUAGAAACAUAUAAGCCCAGCUGUGUCUUGGAAAAUGUGUAUAAUUUUAUUCUUGAUAACUGCAACUUUCAAAUCUAUGAAUAUCAUUACUCAAGAUUUGACAUUAAAUAUGAUAAGGCAAUUUAUGAUAAUUCUCCUUCUAAUUGAGAUUCUGCAGAUUUAUAUUCAAAAGAACUAGAAAGGAGUUCAUUUGCAUCUACUGGGCAGGGAAGAUUAUCGUCUUCAGAAAUAGAAAUUGAAGGCCAAAAUCAGGUUAAUGAGUAUCGUCCAGCAGCUAAAAAGACAAAUGCUGAAUUACACGAAGCAUUUUACAAGAAUAACUGCGGGCCAAGAAAAUAUUUGAAAGAGGAAAUAUAGGGAAUUCCCUAGAAUCGCAGGUAAGGCAGGGAUUGGAGAGGAAAACUCUCCAGUUGGUUGAGCUAUAUCAGGCUGGUAAAACUAUUUGCAGAGAGGCUCAUUUGCUAACUCUCAAAUCGCUACUUACCAGGCGAUUCUAGGGAAUUCCCUAUAAAUGAUUAUGGGCAAUUCAGCACGUAUGCAAAAACCGAAACCACAUGAGACGAAUACAAUUCACAGUGGGAAGUAAAAGCCACUACUUAUAAUAAAAAUCAUUCAACUUUUGGAGCCAAAAAACUGCAGCCUUCAUCCAGUGUGAAGACAAUAGAUCUUCUCGGACUUUCUGAAAAUAAUGAAACUCCAACGGAUAUAUUUUUUCCACUGUCAACAAGAAGCAGUAUAUAGGGGUUUCCCCUAGAUAGUCCUUACAGGCUGUGGAUUCUGUCCAGAAUCCUUUGGUUGGUGGAACCAACAAGCGAGUUGGCCCGACCAACGUACUGAGUUGGUUCCACCAACCAAAGGAUUCCGAACAGAAUCCACACAGCCAUGCAGGGCUAUCUAGGGGAAACCCCUAUAUCCCAUUACAGCACAGCCCGUAGAUCUACAAAUCCUUUCGACGAUGAUUACAUUAACGAUGAUAAUUUUUUUUCUAAAGAAUGGGCCACACCCAAAUCAAGUCACAAUUAUUACAAAUAA
This is a messenger RNA of Blepharisma stoltei, 1242 nucleotides long. The record is from the annotation of a GenBank genome assembly. Lineage: Eukaryota; Ciliophora; Heterotrichea; Heterotrichida; Blepharismidae.